AUGCACUCCGCUCUCAAUCGAGCGCAGGCCGUCUUUGGCUUUUUCACCACAGUGGCUUUGUUCGUGGCCGGCUUUGCUGCUCUGUCUGUGCUGCUAUAUCCCACAGAUGCCACGACGGCCGAGGUAUCUCUGAAAGACGUUAAAAUAACCAAGGGACGGCCCCAUUACUAUUCAACGAAGAAGGAGGAAUACGCCCAGAUCAGGUUCGAUCUGGAUGCCGACCUCACCCCCCUCUUCAACUGGAACACCAAGCAACUCUUCGUCUACGUCUACGCCUCCUACUCCUCCUCCGACAAGGACUCCACCCUCCUCCCCAACUCCGAAGCCAUCAUCUGGGACACCAUCAUCGAGGCCCCCGAGUCGCCGUACUCCUUCGACGCGCUGCGCGAGCGCUUCUUCCCCGAGAAACCCAACAGCCGCAACAGCCGCGCGAAGAAGCGCACCCCGCCCAAGAAUGCGAAGAAGGACGCCGCCGCCCCCGGCGUGCUCCGUCUGCGCGGCCAGCGCGCAAAGUACCAGAUCGGCGAUAUCACCGGCCGGCUCGCGGAGCGGUCCAAUGUCACCCUCUCCGUCGGGUGGAAUGUGCAGCCCUGGGUCGGUGCGCUGUGGUGGAGCCCUGCGACGGGGACGGCGCCCCGGACCGGGGGUCAGGUGGUCUCGAGUAAACCGUUUGAUUUUCCGGCGCUGAAGAAGAAGGCGCCGCCUAAGGAGGCGGAGGCGUCUGUUUAG
Molecule: messenger RNA, 729 nt
Organism: Aspergillus terreus NIH2624
Lineage: Eukaryota; Fungi; Ascomycota; Eurotiomycetes; Eurotiales; Aspergillaceae
Product: signal peptidase complex subunit SPC3
Exons: 3
Coding region: 1-729 (242 amino acids)
Biological process (GO): protein targeting to ER
Cellular component (GO): membrane; signal peptidase complex
Source: RefSeq, a predicted model, not a curated record